Molecule: messenger RNA, 1881 nt
Organism: Penicillium malachiteum
Lineage: Eukaryota; Fungi; Ascomycota; Eurotiomycetes; Eurotiales; Aspergillaceae
Product: ferric reductase family protein
Exons: 1
Coding region: 1-1881 (626 amino acids)
Biological process (GO): intracellular iron ion homeostasis; copper ion import; iron ion transport
Cellular component (GO): plasma membrane
Molecular function (GO): ferric-chelate reductase activity
Source: RefSeq, a predicted model, not a curated record
AUGGCUACAUCUCCUCCGCAUGUUGCGGCACGAAGUUAUGGAGCCAACGUGACGUACAUAUAUGAAUUUUCACGGGGGCUUGGUGGUGUGGACGUCCCUCUCGAUGUGCUUAUCGCUCGGAUAAUCUACUCGUCGCUCAUCAUCCUGGCCUUGAUCAUUUUCUGCGGCCGGAUCGCUCAAAUAAGCCAUGCAUACCUUCGUCAGCUCACAUCUACCUCCUCCAAUCGAAGACAGCAGACAUAUUGGAGCCAGGAACAGUCAGUAUGGUGGCCUUGGUUAAAAAAGUACUUCCUGUAUGCUCCAUUGGGAAGGAAACGACACAACAGGGAGGUACAGCUAUCAUCCGCCAUCGGCAUGGGUACUCUACCAUCUCGGUUUCAAACCAUCUUGAUCACCUUGUACUUGACUAGCCAAGUUGUAUACUGCCUAUUCUUGGAUUAUGGAAUCAAUGAGGGGCAGGCUCUGGUAGCAGAGCUCCGCGGGCGUUCUGGGACUCUGGCAGUCUUUAAUAUGGUCCCGCUUUUUCUCCUGGCAACUCGAAACAACCCUUUGAUCUCCAUACUCCAUAUCAGCUUUGACACUUACAAUCUCCUUCAUCGAUGGCUCGGUCGCAUUGUCGUAAUUGAAGCCAUCACCCAUACUGCAGCAUGGGCCGUCAACGCCUGCGCGGAGCAAAAUUUCACCGAUAUGCUCGCACGCCUAAGAGAUACACCCUUCUUCACCUGGGGACUAUUGGGCACAUGUUCUAUGGUUGCCCUCGCCCUCCACUCCCCAUCUCCAAUCCGACAUGCCUUCUACGAGACAUUCCUGCAUCUACACCAGCUCUUCGCGUUACUAGCUUUCAUCGGCGUAUACCUCCAUCUCAACAUAGACUCCCUUCCUCAGAAGCCAUGGAUUGAUGCCGUCGCCGCGAUUUGGGUUCUCGAGCGCAGUACCCGACUCCUCCGUCUUGCAUACCUCAACAUCUCCCCCAAACACGGUAGCACUCGAAUGACAGUAGUGGCGCUCCCAGGAGAAGCAUGCCGAGUGACCUUCCAUCUCCCCAAGCGAGUCGACAUCAAACCCGGCUGCCACGUCUUCGCCUACAUUCCCUGUGUAUCCUGGUGGAUGUCACACCCAUUCUCCAUUGCCUGGGCCGAGCCCCGAUGCAACACGAAUAACACACGAUGCCUCGACUCAAAAACAUCUCAGGAUCCACCUCUCACACCUUCCUCCCUCGAAAAACAAGGCUUUGAUCUCUCAUUCCAUGAUCCAUGCGCCGAUUCACGUCCCCAGCCAACAGAAGUCUCCCUCAUCAUCAGUGCUCGCCAAGGUAUGACCCGCCGGUUAUACAAUCUCGCUCUCUCGAAACCAAACCGCACUCUACACUCCUCAGGCUUCAUAGAAGGUCCAUACGGCUCACACCCAGCCAAUCCACCCAGCUAUGGUACAGCAGUCCUCUUUUCCGCCGGCGCCGGAAUAACACAUCAUCUCCUCUACGCCCGUGAUCUAGUCCUUCGUUCUGCCGCCGAGACAGCAGCUACCCGACGCGUCUACCUCAUCUGGUCCGUCCGAUCCACAGAUCAUCUUUCGUGGGUCAGCCAAUGGAUGGACCAGAUCCUGAAAUUACCGCUUCGUCGCGAUAUUCUCGUCAUUAAGCUAUUCGUCUCGAAACCGCGCCGUGCGGCUGAUAUCGUCUCUCCAUCAAAGACGGUACAGAUGUUCUCUGGGAGAUGUAGGCCAGAUGUGGUUCUCGAUGAAAUCUUACCGAACAGAGUUGGUGCGACGCUAGUAUCGGUUUGCGGGCCUGGGGCCUUUGCGGAUGAGGUGCGCAUGGCGACAAGGGACAGGAUUGGGAAGGGGGCUGUGAUCGAUUUUGCUGAAGAGGCUUUUACGUGGUAG